This is a messenger RNA of Anopheles marshallii, 1458 nucleotides long. Its product is annotated as fatty acyl-CoA reductase 1-like. Gene Ontology annotation, molecular function: alcohol-forming very long-chain fatty acyl-CoA reductase (NADP+) activity. NCBI's taxonomy places the organism in Eukaryota, Metazoa, Arthropoda, Insecta, Diptera, Culicidae. Gene Ontology annotation, biological process: long-chain fatty-acyl-CoA metabolic process. The coding region runs from base 1 to 1458 and encodes 485 amino acids. The transcript is spliced from 7 exons. The record is from RefSeq and is a predicted model, not a curated record. Gene Ontology annotation, cellular component: peroxisome.
AUGUCCGGCAUAAGUGAUUUCUAUCGCGACAAAGUGGUGUUCGUGACCGGCGGAACCGGGUUCAUCGGGAAGAUCGUGGUGGAAAAGCUGCUGCGAACGUGCGAAGUGAAGGAAGUGAUUUUGAUGGUGCGCGAGAAAAAGAACACGCUGCCAGAGCAUCGCAUCAAGAAGCUUUGCGCCUCGCCGAUAUUCGAACGUUUGGCCAAAAAGCAACCCAACUACCAGGAUCGGAUUCGUGUGAUUGAAGGCGAUCUCGAGAAGCCCAACUUUGACCUGUGUCCGGAGAGCAUGGACUAUCUGAAGGAGCACACAAACGUCAUCCUGCACAUUGCGGCCACGGUGAAGUUUGACGAGGAGAUGAUCAAGGCCAUCACGAUCAAUCUCGGUGGCACGCGAACCGCGCUGGAGAUUGCACGGCAAUCCAAACAUCUACAGAGUUUCGUGUACGUUUCGACGGCAUACUCGAACAGCUACGACGAACACAUCCAGGAGCGGGUCUACCCGAUCGACUACAACCCGGAGAAGAUCCUGGCCAAUCUCGACGACGAGAAGUUGAUACAGGAUGUGAUCAAGUAUUCGCUCAAGUGGCCCAACACGUACACCUUCACGAAGGCGCUGGCGGAAGCGAUGACGCUCGAGUACCGGCAGCACUUCCCGGUCGCGAUCGUGCGCCCGUCCUGCGUAAUGGCGAGCCUGAACGAACCCUUGCCGGGCUGGUGCGAUUCGAUCUACGGCACGAACGGUACGUUCAUCGGCUGGUACUAUGGGCUGAUACGGACCAGUCACAUCGAUCCGGAGGUGACGAUCGACACCGUACCGGUGGACUACGUAUCGAACGCGAUCAUUGCCGUCGGCUGGAAGACGCACUACGAGAGAGCCCGGGAGCCCGAACUGCUGGUGUACAACUGUGUAAGCUCCACCGACAAUCCACUGACCUUUGACGAACGAAGACGCGAAUGUGAGAAGGCAUGCAAGAAACAUCCGCUUCUGACCGGCAUCUACCGACCGAUCACCUUCGCCUCGAGCAACGAGUUCAUGUUCCGGCUGUACUCGCUGGUGCUGCAUUAUCUGCCCGCCUACAUCAUGGAUAUGGCCAUGAAGCUACGUGGCGAGAAGCCCCGUCUAGUCGAUACGUACAUCAAGAUCGAUAAGGUCGUUGCCACGGUAAAGAAGUUCUCCAACACCACGUACUUCUUCGACAACCAGAACAUGAAAGACCUGUACCUGGCCAUGAGCCACGGGGACCACCAGCAGUACCCAUGCGACAACCGAAACUACAGCUGGCGGCUGUACUUCGAGGUUGCCGUACCAGGGCUGAAGAAAUACUUCUUCAAGGAGGACCUCAACAACGUGAAGCGGGCCCGCGAAGUGAUGCGCAAGAAGGAGCUGAUCGUGAACACUAUACUGUUUCUAAUCGUCGGUCUUAUGCUGCUCCAGCUGUACUACCUUCUGCGCUAG